UGGUGUAGAAAUUAAUUUUAUUAUUUGUGUUAUUAAAAACUCAGUGUUCAAAUAUUUAAUAAGAAGUAACAUUAAAUGUAAAUACUACUACAUACAUUUAUCUUUUAUGGUUUAACUAUAAAUUCGAAUGAAUUCGAAAAAAAACACGCGGUAAAAAAAGUUAAUAAACAAGUGUUUUGUUUUCGGUUUUUAUAUUUUUUAAGUGCGAUUUAAGAUAUUAAUAAAAUAAGAUAAUGUCAGAAAAUGUUCUCGUGAUCGGGAGCGGGGGUCGGGAGCAUGCUUUGUGCUGGAAACUCGCAGAAUCAUCGAUAGUAAAGCGAAUUUUUUGUGCACCCGGCAGUGUUGGUAUUUCUUCCACAAAGGAUAAUGUAGAAAGUGUGGAAGUUGAUGUUAAAGACUUUCCUGCGCUGGCAACAUGGUGCAAAGACAAGUCAGUAGACCUAGUCGUAAUCGGGCCUGAAGAUCCCCUCGCAAAUGGCAUCGUAGACGCUCUACAUCCGAAGGGCAUCAAAUGCUUCGGCCCCACUAAAGCUGGUGCCCAGAUUGAAGCCAACAAGGACUGGGCCAAGAAGUUCAUGCAGAAGUAUCAGAUACCAACAGCUAGAUAUAAAUCCUUUACUGACGCUGAUGCUGCGAAAGACUUCAUUAGGAGUGCACCAUAUCCAGCUCUGGUUGUCAAAGCAUCUGGGCUUGCGGCUGGUAAGGGCGUAGUCGUUGCCUCUUCGAAAGAGGAAGCCUGCCAAGCCGUUGACGAAAUCCUGACAGAGGCCAAGUAUGGUUCAGCUGGGGAGGUGGUGGUUAUUGAGGAGCUGCUGGAAGGCGAAGAGGUUUCGGUCCUAGCGUUCACCGAUGGCGAAACAGUGUCAAUCAUGCCCCCAGCGCAAGACCACAAGCGCAUCGGGGACGGGGACACGGGGCCCAACACGGGCGGCAUGGGGGCGUACUGCCCCUGCCCGCUCAUCACCCCAGAGCAACUCGCUGACGUCAAGGACCAAGUGCUGCAGCGUGCUGUGGACGGACUCAAGGCUGAGGGGAUUAAAUAUGUUGGUGUACUUUACGCCGGGUUAAUGGUGACGAAGUCCGGCCCGAUGACCCUGGAGUUCAACUGCCGAUUCGGGGACCCCGAAACUCAGGUGCUGAUGAUGCUCCUGGAAACUGAUCUUUAUCGCAUCAUGAAGGCGUGCGCGAUUGGCACACUGAAGGAAGUGCCAGUGAAGUGGAACACUGGCAUGUCGGCCGUUGGGGUGGUGAUCGCUUCGAAGGGAUAUCCAGAAACAUCUACCAAGGGCUGCGUUAUUAGUGGUCUCUCCCAAGUGUGUAAGGACGAGGACAUAGUAGUGUUCCACAGCGGCGUCGCCCGGGGAGCGAAUGACUCCCUCGUCACAGCGGGCGGCCGCGUAUUGCUUGUUGCGGCCAAACGCAACUCGCUGCGGACCGCAGCCUCCUCUGCGACAAACGCAGCCGCAUCCAUCGACUUCCCCGGUGCUCAGUAUAGGAAGGACAUCGCAAGAAGAGCCUUUUCCAAGAUCAACGGUCUAUCUUACCUUGAAAGCGGAGUUGACAUAGAUGCCGCUGCUAACUUGAUUCGUUUGAUCGAGCCGCUAGCGACGGGCACACACAGGAGGGGCGUGUUGGGGCGGCUGGGCUGCUACAGCGGACUAUUCCAGCUGUCGGCUAUGGACUCCAGGCUUAAAGACCCCGUGCUCGUGCAGGGGACUGAUGGCGUUGGGACUAAAGUCAAAAUAGCAGAAAUAAUGCAAAAGUACGACACCAUAGGCCAAGAUCUAGUGGCGAUGUGCGUUAACGACAUAUUGUGCGCUGGAGCUGAACCGUUUGCGUUCCUGGACUAUAUGGCUUGCGGACGAUUACAGCUUACAGUGUCUGCUACUAUUGUUAAGGGGAUCGCAGAUGCUUGUACACUAUCUGGCUGUGCUCUGUUGGGUGGUGAAACAGCGGAAAUGCCAUCGAUGUACGACAUUGGCAAAUACGACCUCGCCGGCUUCGCGGUAGGUGUGGUGGACAACCUCAAACAGCUGCCGCGGAGCAAGGAGAUACGCGGUGGUGACGUGGUACUCGCUUUACCGUCCACUGGCGUGCAUAGCAACGGGUACAGUCUUGUACAGAAAAUUAUGGCUGAAACUGGGCAUAGCUUUCACCAAAGAGCUCCAUUCAGCAAAACAAACAGGACCUUCGGCGAAGAAUUUCUCGAACCGACCGGGAUCUACGUGAAGGCCUUACUGCCAGCUGUAAAGAAAGGCCUCAUCAAAGGCCUGGCACAUAUCACUGGAGGUGGUCUCUUGGAAAACAUACCCAGGAUAUUACCGCCUAAAAUCAAAGUCAAAUUGGACGCUACCAAGUUUAGCAUAAAGCCUAUUUUCGGAUGGCUUCAAGCUAAAGGUCGCGUAUCUGACUUCGAAAUGCUUCGGACAUUCAACUGCGGCGUAGGUAUGGUGGUCAUAGUUGACCCUGUAUGUUUAAACGAACUGCUGUCUAUGGUGGAAGAUACCAUCGCCAUCGUCGGGAAAGUUGAAGUUAUAGGAAAGGAGGGAGGACAUCAAGUGGUAGUUGAAAACUUCAAAGAAGCAAUGGCCCCAUUAGUAGCACCUUACACUUCGAACGAAGGGAUCACCAAGAAAUCUCUGUCCUACAAAGACAGUGGUGUAGACAUUGAGGCUGGAGAUUCACUGGUCUCUCUCAUCAAACCUUUGGCAAGGUCAACAUCUCGCUCGGGAGUCCUGGGUGGUCUAGGCGGAUUUGGCGGCUGCUUCCAACUGAAAGCUAUUGAGCAAGAAUAUAAGGACCCGGUGUUGGUGCUAGCUGCAGACGGAGUGGGCACAAAACUCAAAAUCGCUCAACGCAUCAACAAACACGACACAAUCGGGAUCGAUCUGGUCGCGAUGUGCGUUAACGACAUACUUUGCAACGGCGCCGCGCCUCUGACCUUCCUGGACUACUUCGCUUGCGGAUCCCUGGACGUCAAUGUGGCAAAGAACGUGGUGGCGGGCGUGGCUGAAGGAUGCAAGCAGUCUUCGGCUGCUCUUAUAGGCGGGGAGACCGCGGAGAUGCCGGGCAUGUACGAGGCGGGCGUGUACGACAUCGCCGGGUUCGCACUGGGCGUCGUCGAAAGGACGCACAUCCUGCCCAAGAUCAAUGACAUCACGGUUGGCGACAUAAUCAUCGGGCUGCCGUCCAACGGCGUCCACAGCAACGGUUUCAGUCUCAUACACAGCCUGAUGAAGAAGGCAGGCCUCACUCUACACGACAAGGCGCCUUUCAGUUACGAAGGACUCACUCUCGGCGAGGAACUAAUAAAGCCGACGCGCAUUUACGUUAAGAGCGUCCUGCCCGCGUUGCAGAGGGACGUUGUUAAGGCGGUCGCACACAUCACCGGCGGAGGGCUGCUGGAGAACAUCCCGCGUGUCAUUCCCGAGAGCGUGCGCGCCCGCCUUAACGCGCACUGGUGGAACGUGCAUCCCGUAUUCGCGUGGAUCGCAGACGCGGGCGCCGUUAAGGACGAUGAAAUGUUGCGGACCUUCAACUGCGGUAUCGGCAUGGUGCUCAUUGUAUCGCCGGAGAACCAAGCUGAGGUGAUGAACAUAACGCGCUCGCACGGCGCGAUGGUGAUCGGCUCGGUGCAGGCGCGGCCGGCGGGUGGCGCGCGCGUUGUCGUGGACAACUUCGCGUCCGCCGUCGACUUCACGCGUCGCAUGCCGUUGCUCGCAAUGAAACGGGUAGCAGUUCUAGCAUCUGGUAGCGGAAGCAAUCUACAAGCACUAAUAGAUACGACUCGCGACUCGUCGCAGUGUAUGUGCGCGGAAAUAACCCUUGUGAUCAGUAACAAGAAAGACGCUUUCGCUUUGAAGAGGGCGGAAAAAGCUGGGAUACCAACGUUGGUAUACAGUCAUAAGGACUACGCCACAAGAGAGGAGUUUGACAGCGCGAUAUCCUCAGCCUUAGAGGCGCAUAAGAUUGACGUCGUGUGUCUCGCGGGCUACAUGAGAAUCCUCUCCGCUGAGUUUGUGCGGAAGUGGAAGGGUCGGCUGAUCAACAUCCACCCGUCGUUGCUGCCGCGCCACCCGGGCCUGCACGCCCAGCGGCAGUGCCUGGCGGCCGGAGACCGGGAGUCCGGCUGCACCGUGCACUUCGUCGACGAGGGCAUGGACACGGGCCCGAUAAUCACCCAAGAGCGGGUUCCCGUACUCAAUGACGACACCGAGGAGUCUCUCAGCGAGCGCAUCCUCCAAGCCGAGCACCGCGCCUACCCGCGCGCGCUGCGGAACGUGGCCACGGGCCGCGUGCGCCUCAACUCGCUCGGGAACAUCAUGUGGCAUUCCUAGACCUCACCGUUACCGCUUGCUAUACUACCAUUACGUCCGUUUGCACUUACGACAGACAAGGCCAUGCCUAAAUAACAAACGCCUAAUCGAAGGAGAUUCCUAGGCAUACAUUUAGCCCACACCAAUCGAUUUUCAAGGCAACUCAUAUAACCUAACUUGUCUAUGGUUCUUGCCACAAGCUGUGGUAUUUUGUGUUCUCAUUAUCAUGGUUUUAAUGUUUAAGUAAAAAUGAAUUUAUAUUUUUUUCAUCUGUCAUGUGUCAGAACAUAACUUUAGACGGCGCUUACGUCGUUAGACAUAACAUAUAGAGAUCGUGAAACGUUUUAUUUUCCUAGGAAUCACCUAGGCAUCCGAUUUAGUGAAAUCGGCUAUUAAAUACCUUCGUUUAUUCAACGUUCAGCUCUAAUUAACGAUUCAUUGUCAACGAGUCGACAUCGAGUGCACAUCGCCAUCUAUUUCGUUCACACGAAUGAGACCGGUCUGGUCCACCGACCCACACUGGGCCUGUGUGGUGGCCCACGGCCUGAACCCUUCUCUUUGUGGGAGGAGACCCGUGCCCUGUAGUGAGUCGGUAAUGGGUUGAAAUGGUUAUAUUGGAUAGAAGCAGGCGUUAC
Molecule: messenger RNA, 4951 nt
Organism: Pararge aegeria (speckled wood butterfly)
Lineage: Eukaryota; Metazoa; Arthropoda; Insecta; Lepidoptera; Nymphalidae
Gene: Gart
Product: trifunctional purine biosynthetic protein adenosine-3
Exons: 24
Coding region: 234-4337 (1367 amino acids)
Biological process (GO): 'de novo' IMP biosynthetic process; adenine biosynthetic process
Cellular component (GO): cytosol
Molecular function (GO): metal ion binding; phosphoribosylglycinamide formyltransferase activity; phosphoribosylformylglycinamidine cyclo-ligase activity
Source: RefSeq, a predicted model, not a curated record